AAAUGCACUUUAUAAAGGGAAGAAGGUUACAGAAGUAGAAGUUUGCAAAGUGUAAAUGCAAAGGCGCACAAAAAGGAGAAGUGCUGUUAUCAGCCAUCAGUUGGGUUUGGCUUUUCUGCAGAGAAAAGCUGUGGUGACAAGCGCAGACUAUCACAAUGAUCACACUGUGGCUGUGUGUGCUACAGCAGCUCAAUGUGCAUGAACUCAAACUGUAUGUUUUAAAUAACUGAUAUCUGAAUUUAAAAAAGAAAAUCACAUUAAAAAGUUGUUUCUGUAAACGUUUUUGAUGUAACAUAAUUUCUGUAUUUGGAGGCCUUGUGAAAAUAUUUUUCACCUGCUCCAUUCCAGUUUUCCAAACUCCUCUAUCCCUCUUGGGGUCACGGGGUUGCUGGAGCCUAUCCCUCGCUCACUUAUGGACCUUUAAGAGUAACUAAUUAACUGAUUAAGUUAUUUUUUUACUGUGGAAGGACACCAGUGCUUGGAGAGCCAGAACCCGCGUGUUUUGCAGCUAACAUACCCCUGUUUGAGCUAAAUAAACAAAACAGACACUGACGUUUUGUGUCACCAACCAUUCAAUUCUAUUUCCCCCAAUAUUUUGUGUUAUUUGUAAUUUUGGGGGGUUUUAUCUGUAGCAUCUGUCGUUUUUUUUUUCUUUUUUUUUUAAUCUCAACACUUUUUUUUUAUCAAGCAUUUCAUUAGUUUACAUUCAAAAGUUUAAAUCUGUACUUUUACUCAAUGCUUUCUUUAAAUUCAGUUCUUUUAACUUACUUUAAAAUGUUAUUUUACUUCCUUUAGUGUUUAUUUGUAUUGUUUCUUUUAAUAUUUUGUUCAAAUCAAUUUGUAUGUCUGAGCACUGCCAUGUGAAAACUUUUUUUUAAUUUAAACUACAUUUCCCAUGAGCACCAGCGCCCAGGGGGACUUCCGCUAACAGGCUGUGAAGUGCGCACGAGCAUUUAAACAUCCACAUUUGACUUUUACUCAUUAAGAAAAACCUCUCCUGUUGGAGGAGUGGCCUAGAGAUUUAGCAGUGACAGAAAACUAUUUUAGUUUCAGAAUUUACAUUUUGUUUAAACUUUUGUGAUCAUCUGGACCCGUUUUGAUUAAUUUUAAAGUUCUGCAGCUGCAUAAAAAUACAUCUUUAAUCUUUAUUUUUUAAUUUUUUAAAUAAAAGUAAAGCUUUAGAGUGGGCUGUAUAUUAAUUAAUGUAAUUUCUUUUAGCUGUUAUGCAAUGUCUUUGUCCCUCCCUUUGUGGUCUUGCGUCAUUACGCGCGCCUUUACGGUAGUGGUACUGAUGCGGGAUGAGUCAGGCUAUAUGAUGCUGCUGCCAGUGCUGCCAUUGCAUCAAGGGCCGAAAACCUGCUCAAACUUGGCGGAAUAAGAAGUGAUAUCAAGGGAUUCUCCCUCUCUGACCCGCUUUCACAGAUCACCGUGAGCCACGUCCGUUUUUUUGCUCUCCUCGCGCGCUCCGGCAGCGUCUCCACGCGCGCGGCCCAGCAUCAGGAGAGGAAGAAGCCUUUGACUUUAGGGCCUGCUAACGCUCCACCAGCCGAGCUUCUAUAUCCACUUCUUGGACGCUGCUGUGUUUUGUUCCUGUGUCGCUGGGUGACGAGCAUCGGUCCCGGUUUACGCGCAGGUGCUAUGGAGCCUCCAGUCCGCUCCUGAACUGCGCAAAGAGAGCAACAGCACCGACCUCCUGAUACAACAGAAAGACUGACAGCCCAGCGGAGCGACGCACGGACCGAGUCGCGUCAUGGAGGCCAUUUGGCUCUACCAGUUCCGGCUGAUCGUCAUCGGGGACUCUACGGUGGGCAAGUCGUGUCUUAUCCGGCGGUUCACGGAGGGCCGCUUCGCUCAGGUGUCCGACCCCACCGUCGGCGUGGACUUCUUCUCCCGACUGGUGGAGAUCGAACCGGGCAAGCGGAUCAAGCUGCAGAUCUGGGACACGGCGGGUCAGGAGCGCUUCAGGUCCAUCACCAGAGCCUAUUACCGUAACUCUGUAGGCGGGCUCCUUCUCUUUGACAUAACCAACCGCCGCUCCUUCCAAAACGUUCACGACUGGCUGGAGGAGGCCCGCAGUCACGUGCAGCCACACAGCAUCGUCUUCAUGUUGGUGGGCCACAAGUGUGACCUGGAGGCACAGCGCCAGGUGACCCGGCAAGAAGCAGAGAAGCUUGCGGGGGCGUACGGGAUGCGCUACAUUGAGACCUCCGCCCGCGACGCCAUCAACGUGGAACACGCCUUCACUGAACUGACCAGAGACAUCUUUGCCUUGGUGCGGUCUGGUGACAUCACAAUCCAGGAGGGCUGGGAGGGCGUGAAGAGCGGCUUCGUGCCCAACGUGGUCCACUCUUCGGAGGAGGUGACCAAAAGCGACCGGCGCUGUUUAUGCUGAUCUGGGAGGAGUUUCGUGAACGGAGGUGGAAGUCCGUGCGGGAAAGAAAGAAGACGGAGGGGGGGAAUGCUGAUGGACCGAGGCCUCCUGACUGACACUAUGGUUCGUCCUUUAAACUGGAGAUGGGAAUCUUAGUCCGAAUGCUUACCCCAGAACACCGUCAGCGGGGAGGAAUCACUCAAAGGACUGAUCCAAAUUCUGUUUUCUAAAAAAAGGGAUUGCAGAUGCACUCUUUGGGGGACUCCCAUGAUUCCGUUCUGUUGGUUGUGCUCCCUGCAAGUCUUUCAAAGGCCUUAGAAAGAGGAUCUAUUCUGGUUCUGUUUCACAUGAUAGCUCUUGUUUGUCUGUCUUGUUUGCUCUUAUAACCUGCCCUCAUUUAAUGCCUCUCAAUAUGCAAUUACAUCACCAUAUAGUUAGACUUUUUUUCCACGUAAAGCCCUCAUACUCAGCAAGCUUGAACUCAUAAAUACUGCUGUAAACGUAGGAGUCCUAAAUAUAACAAGGGAAGAACUCACUCCUACGAGAACUUUUGUGUUUGUUUUUCACUUUGAAGCUGUUUCAACCUCCAGUGGUUUGAGAUAGCAGACCAUCACACAGCGCCUGCACAAGUCCUGAUAAGCUUUUACGGGAGGAGGAGAUGGUACCAAGGCGGACCUGUGUGGACUUAAUGCAUAUGUUGGAGAUGGAAAGCACCUUAACAGUAAAGCUGAUCUGAGAUACGGAGUCCCAUUGGGGACAUCUGGGGAGUGUAAAUAAGCAAACUGUAGGAAGGUGGUGGUGGCGGAUCAAAAAUGCAGUUGACCAGGCAAUGUGGCAGAAAAGUAAAACAUUUAAUGAAUAAACUCAAACAAAAAAUCACUGGAGCAAAAAAAUGGUGGCAGAAGGACCAAAGAAUGAUUAACUUAAAACCAGACACUUAAUUACAAUGAAGUUGAUUAACUAAAUGAAGAUAGCUGUGAAUGAUCAACCUGAACAUGGUGAGACUGACAGGGGAAACAACACGACAAAUGCACCACAAAAACCCAAGUACAGAAUCUUGACAGUACCCCUCCCCAAAAGGGGCAGAUCCCAGAUGCCCAAAACACCCAAGAGGAGGGGACCCUGACGAGCAAAACAAAAACAAGUCCAGAAAACAGAGCUUGAGGGUUAUUAGAAGCCCUCACCAAGAACAUGCAAGAGAGGAGUAGUUCCUGCAACCCUCCUCCAGAACAAGAAAUACAGCCAAGGGGAAAGAGUGGCGACAAUGCUCAGGGACAGGGAACAUGAAGGACCAGCCCCGGCGACCCUCCAAAGCAACAUGAUGCUUGAAGGAAGACCCUGACAAACCUCCUCAGGAACUGAUGUGGAGGACGUGGCUUGAAAUGAUUUGAUAGGGCAUUGUGUGGACUUCAGAAAAAUUCUCCUGCUGGGUCCCAGGUGGUUAGGUCAUCUGCUCUGUUCUGUUCCCCGCUUUGGUUCUCCGUGGUAUUUGUCAUGUUUUGGUUGAUUUAUUAAAUGUUUUAAGUUUCUGCCACCAAGUUUGGUCUCUUGCAUUUUGGUCCUCCAACAACCCUUCCUGACGCCUUCGUUAGUAGGAUUUAUUUUCUUGAAGGCAUAAAAGAAGGUAUACAAAAAGCUAAUUGGACAUUUGAGGAGUGGGAGAGCCAUGCUAUUUACCAUACACUUUGGAGAUAAAUAAAUGUAGCUUAAGGUCCCACUCCAAAAUGGUUCUCAGUGGUCUUUUAAUUAUGAUUAUGCUGUUUUAAGCCAAAAUCCAAAAAUCUGUCAUUUUUUAGGACAUAGUUUCUGCAGAGAAUUUGCCUCUAAGUGGGCGAGACUGUUGGUGGGGAGUAAGCCUGCACUCAUUUCCUAUCAUUCCUUUGUUAACAUACUUUCUCACUAGCUUACAGCCCUUCACAACCAUGGAAAUAUCCAGGCAUAAAGUUCUGAUUCAGAUGUCAGGCUCAGAUGAGGAAGAUGAAGACGUGAAUUGCAUCUAUUUGUCUACAAGUGGAUACAUCAGAACUCAAAGGAGCUAGGAGCUUGUAGCCUUCUGAUUGUAGUUCGUACAAAACUAUAAGCUUUUUCCAACUGAUUUUUUUUGUCUGCUCCAGAUUCACUACGAUUUGAAUAAAGAAAUACCAAGAA
Messenger RNA from Oryzias melastigma (Indian medaka), 4519 nucleotides. It is a transcript of the gene rab39bb, whose product is annotated as RAB39B, member RAS oncogene family b. Gene Ontology annotation, biological process: Rab protein signal transduction. The transcript is spliced from 4 exons. The record is from RefSeq and is a predicted model, not a curated record. Bases 1751 to 2392 code for a protein of 213 amino acids. Gene Ontology annotation, molecular function: GTPase activity; GTP binding. NCBI's taxonomy places the organism in Eukaryota, Metazoa, Chordata, Actinopteri, Beloniformes, Adrianichthyidae. Gene Ontology annotation, cellular component: Golgi membrane.